AUGGGGCGCUUGCCGCACAACGAUAAUGCAACUCAACACCACCAGAGCCCCACCACCGGCACUCCUCCUCCGCCACCUGAAGAAGACCUUUACGAACCGCCUCCCGGCUACCAACCUCCUCCUGCAUUCACCAAGCCAACAACUAACCGUCAUGAUAAGCCGGUGGCCGCGCAAGCCUUCCCUCCUCCUCAAGACCUAACAGUAGAAUCUUUCCCUCCAAAUCAAAAUAUUCCAACGCCGGCUCCUUUUAAUCCUCCUCCUUUCCAUGGGGUACAAGUGGGAAUUGUGGCUAAGGAAAAUCAGCCAUGGAAGUCUAAUCUUUUCGAUUGCAUGAAAGAUCCCCAAAAUGCUAUCAUAACCCUAUGUUUCCCAUGCGUGACAUUCGGGCAGAUCGCUGAAAUUUUGGACAACGGGAGCACAUCAUGUGCGACAAGCGGAAUACUGUACUCGUGCAUCGCGUGCUGCUUAGGAGUGCCGUGCCUGAUAUCAUGCGGGUAUCGGAGCAAGUUGAGAGCAAAGUUUGGGCUGGUAGAGUCCCCUGCGCCAGAUUGCCUCAUUCAUUGCUUUUGCGAGUACUGCUCCCUCUGUCAAGAAUAUAGAGAGCUCAAAGACAGAGGCUUCGACCCUUCUAUUGGACAUGCGGGAAAUGAGGCAAGGCAAAGGCGGCAGCAAUUUGGAGUGACUCCUCCAAUGCAGCAAAGGAUGAUGUGA
Salvia splendens (bonfire salvia) is the source of this 711-nucleotide messenger RNA. Its product is annotated as protein PLANT CADMIUM RESISTANCE 7. The transcript is spliced from 4 exons. The coding region runs from base 1 to 711 and encodes 236 amino acids. Lineage: Eukaryota; Viridiplantae; Streptophyta; Magnoliopsida; Lamiales; Lamiaceae. The record is from RefSeq and is a predicted model, not a curated record.